AUGUGCCCUUGGCUCUGCCCACCUGGCAUCUUUCUGCCUUUGCCUCUCUUCGUCGUUGCCUCAAUACUCCCUUGCUACAGGGGGAUUGCGGCCCGCGAUCCAUGGGGGGUGGACCGGGUCAUAUGGCCUCUGCUCUUCUCGUACGUAGCGGACUUCCCAGAAACCUGCAAGGUUUCGUGCACUCAGCAGCAUGGCAGUCAUAUGCCAUGCUCCCUGUGCUACGUGGAUAGGGGGCCGCUCAGGAACAUGACGGCAGCUGCGUCGGAGUCGCGCUCUGUGGACCAGCAAUCGUCACUGAUUGCCAAUCCUCGGCUGGCCAGGACGCGUCAGAAUGCACUACACCCAGGCGCCAGGCAGGCGGGACUGCUAACUCCUGGAGACGCGAGCUACUGGGUCUCUGGUGCCAACUUCACCACGUCGGAGCAUGCCGCUGUCAUGAUGGUGCGUUCCUACCAUCUAGUUUAUGCUCUCGUACGAGUGCCCAAUGCACGUGACGGUUGUCAGAUGGCAUUUGCUGACUACGCACUUCCUGUGUGGCAGAUUGUACCAUUCGUGCUGGAGGGGGAAGUUGCGGUCAUUUGUAGCCGCACGAUUGUCGCCUUUCUGGACUGGCACGAGACUUUCGUGCGGGCUGCGGAGCACACGGAUGAGAGUCUGAGUGCAUUCGACACUGCCACUCGCAGGAUGGUGCAGUUGGUGGAAAGCACCUUUCCACGCAAGCACUCUGGGUGGAACCUUGUGAAGGUGCACCUGCUGCUUCACCUUACUGAGGCGAUUCGAAGGGGGGGCCUGCCACGAGAGUACUCCGCGGCGGUGUACGAGAACGCACACAUCCGCACCUGCAAGAGGCCGUACCGACGGUCCAACCAUCGGGACGUGGGGCGUGUGAUUGCGCAGCACAACACCAACGCUGCUCUACUGACCCGUAUCCCAACCAACCUCGAGGGCAACCGCCAGUACAACACCGCGAUGCGCCGGGCAAUCGCCAGUGGGCUGCCCCAGCUGUGCCGCCAGCGAUCCAGGAUGCACAGCGCGAUCACGGACAGGGAGCAGGCUCCCCUGGACCUGUACGCGACGUACGAUGCCGCAAUCCCGGGAGGCAUUGGGCCAUACGCCUACUUGACGCGCCUCUUUGGCUACGUCUCUUUUCCGGCGUGGGUCCACACGGCGCUGGCUCUACCAGCCCGCGGGACGGACCACGGCCUGAUCAGGCCACACUAUGUCCGCGCCAACCCCUCUCACCACGGUGCUGCCACAUUCUCGUUCAUUGAGUACGAGGAUGGGACUGGGGAGACCGUGGUCGGCCGCGUGCACCUGCUCCUGACGCUGAUGAUGAACAGCGAGGAUGCACACCCCGCGGGAGAGGCCGUGGCCUUCGUGAGGCAGUGGUACCCCUCCCUGGAGGACGAGUGCACUGGCUGCAUGAGGAUGCGGCCAUCUGAUGACGAGCUGAGCUACGACCUUGUGCCGGUCGCCUCCGUGCAGAGGACCGUGCACAUGGUGGAGUCGUUUGUGACGCCUGGCCUCUGGUAUCUUAACAGGUGGGCUGGCCGAUGCCGCGAGGAGUUGCCCUAA
This is a messenger RNA of Closterium sp. NIES-65, 1575 nucleotides long. The record is from the annotation of a GenBank genome assembly. NCBI's taxonomy places the organism in Eukaryota, Viridiplantae, Streptophyta, Zygnematophyceae, Desmidiales, Closteriaceae.